AGCUUAUCAUCACAACAGUGCUAUUCAUUCAACUUAAGGUCCUAAAUAUAGUAUGAAAUGUAAUAAAUAAAUAGCAUCAGAAGGUGGUGUAUUAAGAAAAUCUGGAGAACCACAAAAACAAUACACAGCAUUAUUAGGGGAUAUAGGAGGUACGAAUAUAAGAUUUAAAUUAGUUUUUUUUAUAAAAUCAUCUAACUUUCCAACAUUAAUAAAGAAGUCAGUAAUCAAUGAAAACAGCAGCAUAUAAUUCUUUUGCAGACGCCAUAGCUGAAUUUUUAGAAGGAAUCUCAGAAAAGGAUUGGCCUUAAUUUGCAGGAGUAGGAAUGGCUGGAGCUGUAUUAAACAACGAAAAUCGUGUCACUAAUGCUCCUCACUGGCCAAAAAUAGUAGGUAAAAUAAAAAUUCCCUAUAAAUAAAUAUAUAUAUAAAUUAGGAAACGAUCUUGCCAAAUAAUUUAAUAUGAAAAAAUUUCAACUUUUUAAUGAUUUCGAAAUAGCCUCAUAUGCUUGUCUUAAUUUAAACGAAACAGAGCUAAUAUAAAUAAAUGAUGCAUAACCAAUUAAUAACAAAAUAAAAAGUGUAUGUGGACCAGGAACAGGACUUGGAGUUUCAAUGAUAGUUCCUCAUCAAAAAUACUAAGGAUCAGAUGAAUAUGUAUAUUAGGUUUGGCCUGGAGAAGGUGGUCAUUGUAGUUUUCCUGCAGUUACAUAACUUUAAUAAGAAUUCCAUGAAUUUCUGUUGUAGUAUCAUAAUGAUAAAACUGCUAUUGCUUUAGAAUAUGUUUUCGCAGGACCAUGUAUUCCUUUCAUGUAUUAAUUCUUUAAAUUAAAAUACCCAGAUGCUGAAUUAGUCUGUGAAAAUAAUGAAGGUGAAAAUCUCUUUGAUCUUGAUAAUUAUCUUAAAAAAGUACAUUCAAGUGAUUCUAAAGAAAGAGAAACUGCUCAUUUUCCUUCUCAUAGAAUUAUCUAAUAUGGAGUUAAUGAAGAAGAUUAAAUUUGUCAUGAAGUUGUAAAACUAUUUAUUAGUAUUUAUGAAAAUGCCAUUGGAGAUAUUGCUAUUAGAACUCUUUCUUAUUCUGGAAUUUAUUUAGUCGGUUCAAUGACAAUCGCUAUUCUUCCUUAUUUAUUAAAAAAUAGAAAAUAAUUUAUGAAAGAAUAUAUUGAUAAUAGACCUUAUUUGAAAAAUAUUUUUAGUAAAAUUCCUAUUUAUGUAGUAAGAAAUGUUGAAAUGGGAUUAGAUGGAGCAUUUUUCGUUACUAAAUAAAUGGCAAUAAAUAGUGAAUGAAUCAUUAUAAUUUUUUUUUUUAAAAAAAAAAUAUUUUAUAAUCUAAAACAUAUUAAAAUAUCAAAUUUAAUUUAAUUUUUUUUUUUAUAUUUUGUUUAAUUAUCAAAACAAUAUAAAAUUUUAGAAUUGAU
This is a messenger RNA of Ichthyophthirius multifiliis, 1415 nucleotides long. RefSeq lists its product as hypothetical. Gene Ontology annotation, biological process: glycolytic process; glucose 6-phosphate metabolic process. Gene Ontology annotation, molecular function: ATP binding; glucokinase activity; D-glucose binding. The transcript has 2 exons. NCBI's taxonomy places the organism in Eukaryota, Ciliophora, Oligohymenophorea, Hymenostomatida. The record is from RefSeq and is a predicted model, not a curated record.